UCUUUGGCCCUGGGGAAGAAGGGAACUCCCGGGGGGUGGGUGAACCAAGUCACGAUCAAGCCCUUUAGAGCACGGCUCUCGCUUAAGAUGGCAGCGGACGCCGGAGACCUAAUCGGGGCUUCUGAGUUCUUGAAAGAUCGCUUAUAUUUUGCUACUUUAAGGAAUAGACCAAAAAGCACAAUAAAUACCCACUAUUUCUCCACCGAUGAGGAGCUGGUCUAUGAAAAUUUCUAUGCAGAUUUUGGACCUCUGAACUUGGCAAUGGUAUACAGAUAUUGCUGUAAACUUAACAAGAAACUAAAGUCAUACAGUUUAUCAAGAAAGAAAAUAGUGCACUACACCAGUUUUGAUCAACGAAAGCGAGCGAAUGCAGCAUUUUUAAUAGGUUCUUAUGCGGUCAUCUAUUUAAAGAAGACACCAGAAGAAGCCUACAGAGCACUCAUAGCUGGCUCAAAUCCCCCCUAUCUUCCAUUCAGGGAUGCUUCCUUCGGAAAUUGUACAUACAAUCUCACAAUCCUGGACUGUUUGCAGGGAAUCAGGAAGGGAUUGCAGCAUGGAUUUUUUGACUUUGAAUCCUUUGAUGUGGAAGAAUAUGAACAUUAUGAGCGAGUUGAAAAUGGUGACUUCAAUUGGAUUGUUCCAGGAAAAUUUUUAGCAUUUAGUGGACCUCAUCCCAAAAGCAAAAUUGAAAAUGGUUAUCCCCUCCACGCUCCUGAAGCCUACUUUCCUUACUUUAAAAAGAAUAACGUGACUACAAUUAUUAGGCUGAAUAAAAAGAUCUACGAGGCAAAACGAUUCACAGAUGCUGGUUUUGAGCACUAUGACCUCUUCUUCAUAGACGGUAGCACACCAAGUGAUAACAUUGUUCGACGAUUUCUAAAUAUAUGUGAAAACACCGAAGGAGCAAUUGCCGUACAUUGCAAAGCUGGUCUUGGGAGAACAGGAACAUUGAUAGCCUGUUAUGUAAUGAAGCACUACAGGUUCACACAUGCUGAAAUCAUUGCAUGGAUAAGAAUCUGCCGGCCAGGUUCUAUUAUAGGACCCCAACAACACUUCCUAGAAGAAAAACAAGCAUCAUUGUGGGUUCAAGGAGACAUUUAUCGUUCCAAACUGAAAAACAGACCAUCUAGCGAAGGAAGUAUAAACAAGAUUCUCUCAAGUUUGGAUGAACUGUCAAUUGGUGGAAACUAUUCCAAAUUACAAACGUUGGACAGAUAUGGAGAGGGGAGUACCGAUGAUGAUGUAGAUUUGGAAAUCAAAACCGCCAUGACACAGGGAGACAAACUUCGUGCCUUAAAAAAUCAAAGACAGCCACGCUCUUCAACAGCUAGUGUUCUUAGUGGAUUGGAGGAACUGAGACAACAUACCAGAUCAAUAUCACAGCCUCUCAGAGUAUGCUCUUCCUCACAAGGCUGCAUAUCUCCUUUGAAGCCCUCCAAGGUGGUAUUGUCACCUUCAGCCUCUGCCAAGAGAAUAAAUAGAGGUUCAUGCUCCUCAGGCUCCAGCACAAGGAGCUUUUCCAUAAAUACUCGACUAGCCAGUUCUCUAGGGAACCUGCAUGCUGCAACAGAUGAUUCAGAGAGCAAAAAGGCCACCACAACGCCCACUAGGACAGGUUACCCAGUCAACCAUUUCUCCAACCACUUGAAUGGCAGCUCCCAACCGCCUGCCAGAAAUUACCCUGAGCUCAACAACAACCAGUACAGCCGGAGCACCAGUGCUGGCACGAACCUCAACAGCCACACCAGCCUGCACAACGCCAAGGCCGAUGAGUACGUCUUCCGACCUUACACUGGCCUCUCUGCUUCUUCGUCAAGAUUCCUGAGCCGUUCCAUCCCUUCCCUUCAGUCUGAAUAUGUUCAAUACUAAAGCCUUGCUGCUUCGAUGAAAGCUUCUCAGCCCUUAAGAGACUCAUUUCUUCAUGAGGAGGAACAUUGUUGAGGGAAAGAAACUGCUCACUGGGAGGAGAUCUCUGCAUUCUUAACCUUAUAAUUAAAGAAAGCACUCAGAUCAGACCUCAAGGAGAGACUUGAAACCAGAAAGCUCUGGUUAAUGACUACUGUAAAUGCACUGAAUGUUUAUGGAGAUGUUGGGUGUGUUUUUUAAAGAAAAUUUCAUGUCGAGCCUGGUGAUGUGAAGGAUUAUUUUUAAUGUAUUUCGGUAAUACACUUGUUAUUACAUUUCUGUACAGUGUUAUAUUAUAUAUGUAUUGUCAAGCUAAAGACUAUUUUGGUAAAUUUAUAAAUAUGUAAUUGUGUAAAGAUUAGAAUAUAUUUUGAUUUAGAUUUUCUUGCUAUUUGCUACCAAAAAUAUGUAUUUUGAACUUGCUAGGAUGAUUUUAUCUAUGAUGAAUAAAUAUUUUCACAUAAUAAAAAGGGACGUAGGAAAAAAAGAACAGGAGGAAAAGAAUAAUUUUAUGGAUCCACCAUAAAUAUGAUAUAACCUGUUAAAUUCUUUGGGUAAUCAGUCUUAUUUUACAUAGUUUAGUUACAAGAUUCUCACUAGCAAAUGAGUGUAUUGGUUGGUAUAAUGCCAGUUUUUCUUUUUCUCUCUGUUCCUUUGUAUGAUCCCCUAUUCAUUUUUUGCGCAUCUUGGUGUUCUUUGUUUUUUAAACUUCAAAUCAGGCUACAAAUAAAAAUUAACUAAAACUUCUCCCUUAGAACAUAAGCCUCCCUCUACUAGACAGUAGUGAAGCAUUCCCAGAAUUUUACAUUUAAAAUUUGUUUUCAAAAGAAAUUUUUUGGAUUAGACUUCAUUUCCAAUAUAUGAUUUUCUUGUUGCCUGUUGUCUUGCACAUUAUAUCAGUAGACACCAGAUGCUGCUACAUCACUUCAUUAAAAAUUGUUUCAAGAGUAUAAGAUCGUGAUGCAGAUUUGGACAUGUUGGCAACAUAAUUUUUUUAAGUGGCCAUUAGUGUACAUUAUUACAGUUUUCUAAGAUUAAUCAUUCAUUUCUUUAUCAGUAUCCCUAGACAGUAUUUCUUUGGAAAAAAAACAAACAACGAUGGGAAUGCUUUUCCUGCUCUACUUAGGCUAGCAUGUGAAAUGUUAGCAAGAAGGGUUCAUAGUACUUUAUUCCAAUCCUUGAGAUGAAUCUCUCUAUAUUUAAUCAGAUAUUAUAUAUGGAUAGUUCUUAUACCAACAAAAUAACCCAGGGCUUGUUUUACUUGAAAAAAUGAUAGAAAUAAAUAUUUGGCUUUGAUUAGCUUAGUUUGGACUGUAAAGACUGAAUAAAAAUGAAUAGACUGCAGGACUUAAACUGUAUCAGAAAGAAAUCAUAAAUUUGCAGGAGAAUUGAAAAAAAUUGUGAAUAACUUUUUUUUUUAAUAGAAAGAAGUGUAUCGUACAAUUUAUGUGUUGUUGUCAAAAUGAUCAGUGAAUGAGUACAAAAAGAUGAUAUAUUAUGACUAUUGAAAUAUCAAUUUUAUGUGAAUUAUUGAAGGAAAUCCAUUCAUAUCAUUUUUUCUGGGGUGGGGGAAGAAAAAUCAUGUUGACAUCUUUGGUCUGUGAACAGAGAUUUGUGUGCAGCUAUAUUAAAAGACUGUAAAACUGACUACUGUAAAUGUCCAUGUUGUAUGUGUGUAUAUGUGUCAUUUGUACCUGCAUAUGUGUAUGUGUCUUAAUAUUAUUUGUACACAUGUGCAAACACAGACACACCAAAAAGUAUGUGUACAUAGUAUAGAAAAUAUAGAGCAAAAUAAUUCUAUUCCAAUUAUUAAAAAUGUUUGACAUGUAUUUUGUUAUGAAUAGCAUACCUUCAAAGCUAUAUUUUGUUGUAUUUUGAAGUGUAGAUAAAUACACUGCUAAUAAAUAAUAAAAGUUUUAUCCAUUUAAAUCAU
Messenger RNA from Sarcophilus harrisii (Tasmanian devil), 3838 nucleotides. RefSeq names its product cell division cycle 14A (gene CDC14A). Gene Ontology annotation, biological process: positive regulation of cytokinesis; regulation of exit from mitosis; protein dephosphorylation. Bases 88 to 1869 code for a protein of 593 amino acids. Gene Ontology annotation, molecular function: protein serine/threonine phosphatase activity; protein tyrosine/serine/threonine phosphatase activity. NCBI's taxonomy places the organism in Eukaryota, Metazoa, Chordata, Mammalia, Dasyuromorphia, Dasyuridae. The record is from RefSeq and is a predicted model, not a curated record. Gene Ontology annotation, cellular component: centrosome; mitotic spindle; nucleolus. The transcript is spliced from 16 exons.